AUGGAUCGCUCCACUUUUUUUCUUAUUCCCGUAUUGAGUGCACAUGGACUGACUGGGAAAGAGGGUCCCCUUUCUUGGCUUUUAGAGCAAGUCAAACGAGGUAUUCCGUUUGAUGUGCCAGCUGCUGUACAACAGUGGCAUGGUCUAAUAGCAGUAAAUUACGCGGCUAGGAAAGCAGGCAUCAAAAAAAUGACGAAUGUGACAGAAGCCAAACGACUGUGUCCCGAUAUUCAACUACUCCAUGUGGCUACGUAUGCUGAAAAUGACACGGAACCUCGCUAUUACGACCAUCCAGACCGCAAUACGCAUAAAGUAUCUCUCGAUGCCUACCGCAAUGCCUCUCGACAGAUAUUCAAAAUUUUCAAUAAAUACUGUGAUAAAAUACAAAAGAUCGGAACAGAUGAAGGUUUUAUGGACGUCACAAAAAUCGUGAAUCAACGGUUAAUCGAACGGUAUAUCGAUCGUAUGCCCGAAUUGCUGGACAACAUCGAUCAAGAAGAAUGUGGUGUCUCUCUUGACUGGGAUAACUUGGGUUAUACAGUCACCUCUUUGGAGGAACAGGCUAGGCGGGCUGCUGCUGCCAUGACGGAUGACGCUUCGUCACAGUCUUAUUGGUCUCCUACCACAUGGAAGGACCUGCAGCUUGCUUUAGGUGCCGAAUUAGCAGCAGAGAUCAGAAAAGAAGUGUAUGAUACUUUACAUUACUUUUGCUCAGCAGGUAAAGAUCCAUUCAUUUAA
Messenger RNA from Mycotypha africana, 738 nucleotides. RefSeq lists its product as uncharacterized. Gene Ontology annotation, molecular function: DNA-directed DNA polymerase activity. The record is from RefSeq and is a predicted model, not a curated record. The transcript has 2 exons. Lineage: Eukaryota; Fungi; Mucoromycota; Mucoromycetes; Mucorales; Mycotyphaceae. Bases 1 to 738 code for a protein of 245 amino acids. Gene Ontology annotation, cellular component: nucleus; site of double-strand break; replication fork. Gene Ontology annotation, biological process: response to radiation; error-prone translesion synthesis.